ACAAUGGCCGCUAAUCCUCUUAGGUGGAGCCUGGAAAAACAUGAACAUGAAAUCUUACCGGAGCACAUAGGAUAUAACAUUGGAGACUGUGACUUCAUAUUUGGCCCCACCCUUUUCAAUUACCAUUGGUUCUGUUACGUGAUGGAUGUAAGAACCAUGCGUUUCUAUGCCCUUGACUCGUUGGUGGACAAUUUGACGAUGUUGAGAUUACAAAGAGAGGAAGAAGAAGCAAUGAAAACAGGGAAGAAACCACAAAGGAAGCAAGGGAAGAAGAGAGGACAGAUAGAUCCUAAGCAAUUCAUGGCGAGAGGGAUUAGAGAUUGUUUCUGCCAAGUGCUUCGUGUGCUGAAGCCAUCACUGUUUGCGGAGGAGGACAAGAUUGACGAGGAAGUCACAUGGGCAAAAGUUCAUGUGCAAUCUGACACGGACUCUUGUGGGGUGCAUGUGUUGAGCUGGUUACAAACAUGGGACGGCACUGAGUAUGGUGAUGACGGCUACACAAUGCCUAAGUACUCCCCUGAAGAAAUCCAUGACUUGAAGGUUGGAUGCUUGUGGUGGCUCGUGACUCAUCGGAACAACCUGCAUGGCGAUGAAGUGCUGUCUUUGCUGCGAGGAAACCCCCAAAGCAAGAGGAAGAAAUAAAUGACAAGCAUAUAUUGUAUUUACAUUUAUUUAUUUGACAGCAUAGUGACAUCUG
Neltuma alba is the source of this 697-nucleotide messenger RNA. RefSeq lists its product as uncharacterized. The coding region runs from base 4 to 642 and encodes 212 amino acids. Gene Ontology annotation, molecular function: cysteine-type peptidase activity. The record is from RefSeq and is a predicted model, not a curated record. Lineage: Eukaryota; Viridiplantae; Streptophyta; Magnoliopsida; Fabales; Fabaceae. Gene Ontology annotation, biological process: proteolysis. The transcript is spliced from 3 exons.